Nelumbo nucifera (sacred lotus) is the source of this 1314-nucleotide messenger RNA. The record is from RefSeq and is a predicted model, not a curated record. NCBI's taxonomy places the organism in Eukaryota, Viridiplantae, Streptophyta, Magnoliopsida, Proteales, Nelumbonaceae.
AGAGAUAAUGAAACUCCAGCUGCUCCUCAAGAGAGGAACUUGGAUAACUGGCUACCAAUAACAGCAACUCGAAAAGCCAAAUGGUACUACUCAGCAUUCCACAAUGUGACAGCCAUGGUUGGUGCUGGUGUUCUGGGCUUACCAUUUGCAAUGUCCCAGCUUGGAUGGAUAUCUGGAAUCCUUGCUAUAACGGUUUCAUGGAUGACCACACUCUACUCCCUGUGGCAACUAGUAGAGUUGCACGAAGUGGUUCCAGGGAAACGAUUUGAUCGCUAUCCCCAAUUAGGAGAGCAUGCAUUUGGAGUGAAGCUUGGAUACUGGAUUGUAAUGCCUCAACAGCUGACUGUUCAAAUAGCUUCCGAUAUAGUUUACAUGGUCACCGGUGGAAAGUCACUAAAGAAAUUCGUGGAACUCACCUUCCCAAGAUUAAUGCCUCUCAGGCAAACCUUAUACAUUGUCUUCUUUGCUUUCAUACAUUUGGUGCUUUCCCAAGCUCCCAACUUUCACUCCUUGAGGGGAAUAUCACUCUUGGCUGCAAUUAUGUCAUUCAGUUACUCAGCCAUAGCUUUCGUUGCAUCCACGAUUAAGGGUACGCAUCAUCAUCCAGUGAGAUAUGGAGUUCGAUCACACACGACAGCAGGUGUCAUCUUCGAUGUCUUCUCUGGGCUGGGGACAAUUGCCUUCGCCUUUGCAGGCCACAGUGUAGUUCUAGAGAUUCAAGCCACAAUCCCUUCCUCUCCAGAGAAGCCAUCAAGGAAACCCAUGUGGAAAGGAGUGAUUGUAGCAUACAUCAUUGUGGCCCUGUGCUAUUUCUCCGUCGCCAUCUCUGGUUUCUGGGCAUUUGGCGAUUCUGUAGAAGAUGACGUCCUGGUAUCACUAGAGGAACCUCGUUGGCUCAUUGCAGCUGCAAAUUUUAUGGUCUUUUUGCAUGUCAUAGGAAGCUAUCAGGUGUUCGCGAUGCCGGUGUUCGACCUGAUAGAAUCCGUCUUGAUACAGAAAUUGAAGUUCAACCCUGGACGUGCUCUACGCCUCAUUGCACGUAGUACUUAUGUUGCCUUAACAGGUUUUAUUGGAAUUUGCAUCCCUUUCUUUGGAGGAUUACUGGGGUUCUUUGGAGGGCUAGUAUUUGCAUCCACUUCAUAUUUUCUCCCUUGUGUCAUGUGGCUUAUCAUUAAGAAGCCAAAAAGCUGGAGCUUCCAUUGGAUUGCAAGUUGGGUAGCAAUAAUAGUUGGUGUUUUGAUAAUGAUCCUUGCACCUAUUGGAGGAGCGCGACAAAUUGCUCUUUCUGCAAAGCAAUACAAAUUCUUCUCUUAG